Microthlaspi erraticum is the source of this 1029-nucleotide messenger RNA. The record is from the annotation of a GenBank genome assembly. NCBI's taxonomy places the organism in Eukaryota, Viridiplantae, Streptophyta, Magnoliopsida, Brassicales, Brassicaceae.
AUGGUUCAGCAAUCAGCAGAGGAGAUGGUAAGGAACGGAAUGGAACAAUUUCUGCUAGGAGGGCUUGAAGAUCUCCACAAGUUCCUGUCACGAGAGGCGAACCUUUCCCAAUGGAAUAGGAAUCAAUGCGGUUUUGUGUCAGAGUUUGCGAAAGGGAUUGAAGGGAUCGGGGCACACACCAAAGGAGCUGCGAAUAAGAUUUAUCAGAUCCUAGCCUUAAAACUCAGCCAUCCUCAUCCUGUCCAAGUCUUGAGUAUCUUUGCGUCAACUGAUACUGAUGACAGGACUAGAGAGAUGGCAAUCACACGACUUCACUCGUUACUUAGUGAUCACACUUCAGGCUUAGUGGAUAUUGAGGUUUCAGUGAUGAAAAGACUACAGCAAUUGCUCACCUAUUGCCUCAGGAAAGAAGGAACCUCCGACGAGAUGUUUGGGAUCCUCGGUCAGGUGGUGUUCCACGUUGCAAAGGAACUGUUUGAUUAUGAAGAGGACACUUGGUGCGCUCUAUGGGACUAUAUUGCAUUGGAAUGCAAAACAGUGAUAUACACGUCGCUAGACCCACCAGAAGAGUUGUUGUGUGAGAACAGUUGCUGGGUCUUGGCGUUUACCGGUGGAUUCUGUGUGGCCAUCAACUUGUUAGAAAUCACGAGUCAAGCUAAAGAUGUUGAGACGCUUGCUUGCAAGAUGAUAGAUUCAGUGAAAGAGCUUGUGAAAAGAGGAAUGGAGGUUCAACUUGUGAGGAGAGCUUUCAAAGAUCUUGAAAGCAUUGUGGAGAAACAAUGGUACUGGUACAUGGCUACCGAAUACAGAUUCGUUAAGGGUUUGUUCUCGGAACUCUGUGCUAUCGAAGGAUUGACUAUGGAAAUUCAUCUGAAUCCUCUGCUGUAUGAACCUUCUUCUUCCUCGCCUGCAUUGCUCAUUCAGCUCUACUUGAUGUCAUUAUUGGCUAAAGCAGCAGCUUCUUCUUCUUUUCGCCAUGUUUCUUCAGUCCUUAAGUCUUUUCUUGAACGAGCUGGUCUUGUUGAGUAA